GUCUACUCGCUAUCAACUGCUCUCUCGACUUUUCCCCUUUUUUUGCUUCUCCAUUUUAUCAUUUUCAAAUCCUUUUUUGAACUCUAUUUUGUUUUGUCAGCUGCAAAUUACUUUCCUCGAUCGAUCCUUCCCCCCACCUAUUGGGAAUUUUCAAGUUGUUUUAUCAAAAAUUUUGAUAGAGUUUUGAGCCCGAGCGCAGAAAUCAGGUCAAGAAUCUAGGGUUCGCGAUUUGGGGGGAGAAGUUAGCCAUGGAAGCAGUUUAAGAUUCUUCAGGCAUGCUUUAAUCUUGCUUGAUCAUGCGGGCUUGUGCUGCUGCUGAUGAUGGAGAUUGGCGUUCUUUAAUCGCAGUCCAGGGUUUGUUAGGGUUUUUGAAGUUUGGGCAUGUGGGUUUCGUUCGUUUGGAUCCAAGGUUGUGCGGGCGUUAUAUUUUCUGAUUUCUGGUGUAGAAGCGAGGCAGAUUGAGGUUAAGGGUUCAAGAUUUGAUUUUGAUAGAAGUCUGGUGCUUUGGCUGAGAAAUGGAGGCUAGGUUUGGGGCAGAAGCCCAUCAGUUGUGUGAGGCUGGACCUUCGAAUCUCGGGGAGAAGAGCUUGGAAUGGGAUUUGAAUGAUUGGAGAUGGGAUGGGGAUCUCUUUCUAGCUACCCCAUUGAAUGGAAAUACUACACCUUCAGAAUGUAGGAACAAGCGGUUGUCAAAUGGCUGGUCGUCCUGCUCCGAAGAGACCGAUUUUGGGAAGGGCAAAGGUGUACCGGAGAAGAGGAGGAGGAUUGUACCCAUCGAGGACGAGGAACACCAUGAUAAUGUAGUUGGUUCUCUUACUUUGAAUCUUGGGGGAAGUGCUUAUCAUCCGGUGGUGGAAGCAGACGUCGCAAAUUGGGAAGGGAGUAAUGAGAAGAAAAGCAAGUUACAAGGGGGAAGUUCAAGUCGGUUGCCUCGUUGUCAAGUGGAGGGAUGCGGGGCUGAUUUGAGUGAGUCGAAGGAUUACCAUAGGCGGCACAAGGUCUGUGAGAUGCACUCCAAGGCCAGUUCUGCGAUGGUGAAUAAUGUUAUGCAGCGUUUCUGUCAACAAUGCAGCAGGUUUCACCUUCUUCCAGAAUUUGAUGAAGGUAAGAGAAGUUGUAGGCGUCGCUUAGCCGGCCAUAACAGACGCAGGAGGAAAACUCUUCCUGACACCAGUAAUACUGCAAAUCCUGUGAUUGAUGAUCAAACUGCCAGCUAUUUGUUGAUAACUCUACUUCGAAUUCUCUCCAACUUGCACACUGAUAACUCUGACCAGUCAAAAGAUCAGGAUCUUUUGUCUCAUCUUCUGAAAAGCCUUGCCACUCUUGCUGGUUUGUUCGAUUCAAAAAACCUUUGUGAAAUGCUCCAGGCAUCUCAAGAUUCAAAGAGACUUGGAGUAUCUGCUGGGACUUCUUCGGAAGUACCAAAUGGUUUGACUCCAAAUGGUGUUGCCCCACAAGCAUUUAGCAGAGACCUGCCUUCAACUUCCAAGAUAACAUGUGCCGCUAACAGCCAUGAUCGUCCGCUCAGACCAAAUGAUCAUUCUGUAUGUGUCGCUGUACCCACACCAGAUAGUUCAAAAAGACUUCUUACUGUAGCUUCUCCUGAGAGAGCUAGGUUGAAGGAAUUCGAUUUGAACAAUGCAUACAGCGAUACAGAAAAUUGCAUGGAAGCGAAUGAGAAUUCGGCUAGUCCUCCUUCUCUGGGGACUGGUUCUCCUAUUUCUCCAUAUUUGUUGCAGGACUCUCACCAGUCAAGUCCACCACAGAUGAGUGUUAAUUCAGAUUCGAUAUCUGCACCGUCACGAUCCAGUUCUAAUGGCGAUGCGCAGAGUCGAACAGAUAGAAUUGUUUUCAAACUCUUUGGCAAAGACCCUAAUGAUUUUCCUCUUAUGUUGAGAUCACAGAUCCUCAACUGGUUGUCCCAUAGUCCAACAGAUCUCGAGAGCUACAUAAGGCCUGGUUGUAUCAUUCUAACAAUUUAUCUUCACCUAGCCAAGUCAGGAUGGGAUGAGCUCUGCAGAGAUUUAAGCUCCAACCUGAACAGGCUUUUGUACAGUUCUGCUGAUAAGUUCUGGAGGACUGGAUGGAUAUUUGCUAGGGUGCAAAACCACAUAGCCUUUAUUUAUAAUGGUAAGGUUUUGCUCAGCACUUCUAGGCUUCUGGGCAACCCUUAUCAUUUUAAAAUCGUUUCGGUUUCACCUGUUGCUGCUGCUAUUUCUUCAAGUGUUAACUUCACCGUGAAAUGUUUAAAUCUAGCUCAUUCAAAUGGAAGAUUACUUUGUGCAUUUGAAGGAAGGUAUUUGGUCCAAGAAACGACACAAGCAAUAGUCAGCAGAAGCGGGGAGCACGAAGAUUCCGAGUGCCUGAGCUUCUCAUGUUCCCUUCCCAAUGCUGUAGGACGAGGAUUUAUUGAGGUGGAAGACGAUGGCCUUAGCAGCUACUUCUUUCCCUUCAUAGUUGCAGAAGAUGAUGUAUGUUCUGAAAUCCGAGGACUAGAGAAUGUGAUAAAUGUGGCCGCAGAUGAAGAUGAAUUUCAGGACCAAAAGAAUCCGUCAAAUUCCAGAUCUCAGGCUUUGUACUUUUUGAAUGAGAUGGGUUGGCUUCUUCGGAAAAGUCAAUUGAGGAAAACACCCAAACAAGUGAAUUCUAGUUUGGGGGAUGUCUUUUCGCUUACACGGUUCAAGUGGCUCAUCUCAUUUGCCAUGGAUCAGGAAUGGUGUGCUGUUGUCAAAAGCCUUUUGGAUCUGCUAUUUCAAGGAACAAUAGCUUUAGGUGGGCUCUCUCCUAAUGAGCUUGCAUUGUCUGAAGGUCUUCUGCAUAAUGCUGUUAGAAAGAACUCCAGGUUAAUGGUAGAAUCCCUGUUAAGAUACAAGCCUGAUUCUGCUGCUGAGGAUCGUAAUGACUUCUUAUUUAGGCCAGAUGUGCCUGGUCCCUCCAAAAUUACACCUCUUCAUGUUGUGGCAUCUACGAACGGUGCUGAGAGUGUACUGGAUGCUUUGACCGAUGAUCCUGGACAGUUUGGACUCAAAGCAUGGAAGACUGCUCGAGACGUUACUGAUUUCACUCCUGAAGACUAUGCACGUUCUAGAGGUCAUGAAUCCUACCUCAAUCUGGUCCAAAAGAAAAUAGAUAAGCAAGCAGGCAAUGCUCACGUAGUCCUCAGCAUGCCCAAUACCACAUCAGCUCCCGCUACCACGUGCAAGCAACCUGACAUACCAAAAUAUGUUAAAUCCGCCGGUUUUGAGAUUGAGAAAGGCAAUUUGAAGCCAAGCCGGCAGUCUUAUUGUAAUCUCUGCAGCCAACAGAUGGUACAUCGUUCUACUAGCGGUAGAUCACUGCUUUAUAGACCGGCAAUGCUCUCAAUGGUUGGAAUCGCAGCUGUAUGCGUCUGCGUCGGUCUGCUAUUUAAAGGUCCGCCAGAAGUAUCAUUUGUGUUCCCUCCCUUCAGGUGGGAGAGCUUGGCCUAUGGCUCGAUGUGAGAGAUUUGGGACGAUAUAUUUUAGUGGCUUAGAGUGUAAAUUGGUAUGCCGAGAUUUUUAGAACAUCAUGUGCUAUAUAAUGUUAUAUGUGAUAACCAAGGGUAGCACAAUAAACUCCGUUGUUUUUCCUAGUUUAUGCUGCUGUUGACUAAUCAGGGGAUUGAGAAGGGUUGAAAGCUCAAAGAAGGAUCAGAAUGAGCAGCCAGAGAGCCUCUGCCCUUUUUUUACCUUCUGAAAAUUUCAUGAUAACGAGGACACAACAAGUGGAUCAUGCGUCGGAUUUUUUUUUGCCGGUGAAGGAAAGCGUCUUUGAAACCUUUGUACAGAAAGAUACAGUUGUGGGUAUGCUGAUGUACAUGAUUUCCUCCGAGAUAUUGGGCUAUAGCGCACAAAAAAAAAAUCAUGAA
Molecule: messenger RNA, 3886 nt
Organism: Asparagus officinalis (garden asparagus)
Lineage: Eukaryota; Viridiplantae; Streptophyta; Magnoliopsida; Asparagales; Asparagaceae
Product: squamosa promoter-binding-like protein 1
Exons: 13
Coding region: 516-3479 (987 amino acids)
Cellular component (GO): nucleus
Molecular function (GO): DNA binding
Source: RefSeq, a predicted model, not a curated record